AUGCAGACCGGCGUUCAUGACGGGCAAGAGCAGGCGCAUAGAGACAUGGAAACGCCUCUCAAGCCUAAAGUGAUGAUUAUAACGAUGUUCCACCGCGAAGCGAGUCUAUGGCUGUCAAAGAGCAGCAACAUCAAGUUUGAGCGCAAAGUAUCCAUCCCAGGCCUGAGUCUGAAGUAUAAAGAGAUCUAUUGUACCGCCUCUGGAGAUGUCUGUCUUGUAAUCACUGGCAUGGCGCUGGUAAAUGGCUGCACUUUCAAUGUCUGCGCUGGUAAACUGUGCAGAAUUCGACUUGUCCAAGACACAUUUCUUGAUCGCGGGCAUCGCAGGAGUGAAUCCACAAAAGGCAACUAUUGGCAGUAUUGCUUUAUCAAAGUUUGCCUUCCAGACGGAUCUACAGAUGCAAUAUGA
Messenger RNA from Ramularia collo-cygni, 408 nucleotides. RefSeq lists its product as uncharacterized. The record is from RefSeq and is a predicted model, not a curated record. Gene Ontology annotation, biological process: transmembrane transport. The coding region runs from base 1 to 408 and encodes 135 amino acids. Gene Ontology annotation, cellular component: endoplasmic reticulum. The transcript is spliced from 3 exons. Lineage: Eukaryota; Fungi; Ascomycota; Dothideomycetes; Mycosphaerellales; Mycosphaerellaceae.